Molecule: messenger RNA, 1333 nt
Organism: Plodia interpunctella (Indianmeal moth)
Lineage: Eukaryota; Metazoa; Arthropoda; Insecta; Lepidoptera; Pyralidae
Exons: 2
Coding region: 1-1059 (352 amino acids)
Biological process (GO): vacuolar proton-transporting V-type ATPase complex assembly
Cellular component (GO): endomembrane system
Source: RefSeq, a predicted model, not a curated record
AUGGAUUUAAAAGGAUCUCUCAUUGAUACCAAUGUCCGAAUCUACCCAUCCAAGAAACUAAGGGACUUCAUAAAAACUAUUGCAGUUAAUAGAGCAACACCUUAUAACAUUGCAAAAAUAGCUAAAAGUGAAGAAUUUACUGCACAAAACAUAACUGAAUCUGUCUUACAACCAUCAGAAUAUGAAUUGAACAAUAAAGACAUUGUCAAAAUUAAUAAAAUCAAAAAUAUUGUGAAAAGUGAUGAAUCUUCUAACAUUGAAGAGACAGAAGUUGAGCCGAUGAAGGAAAAUAAUGUAAAUCACAAUAAUAAUCAAAACGAAAAAAGCAAAAACAUAAGGGAUGAUCAAAAUGUAAAUAUUGAUUCUGAUGGAGGAAAAGAUAACAAGAAACCUGAUGAUGGAAAUUCUCUUAAUAGUAAAGAGAGUUUGGGUUCUGAUAAAUCGGAUAGUUCAGAAAAUUCAGAAAUUUAUAGAGAUGAGCAAUAUUUAGUAACCAAUGAUAUUGACUGGCUUUACAAAUACCUUAAAGAGAAAAGAGGAAAGGGUGAUAAAAAUGUCCCAUUCCUACAUGUUUUACUUGAAGGUGUAGAUGUUGUAAUGCCUGGCAACACAUUUAUAAAGAGGAACCCAGUACUUGAAGAGAGAUGUGUAAAAUUACGAGCUCAGCAAGAAGCAAGGGAAUAUAGAAAGAUGACUAAGAGUGUAGAUAAUGUCAGGAUCAGGUUCCCUGAAGAUACCAUAUCUUAUCAAAUGAAACAACUAAACCGCCAACUCAUUGCAAUUGGUCAAUUUGUGUUGUCAAUUUUUGCUGGUUUUCUUUUUGGAUUCAAAGGAGUGGAAUGGAUGAUUGGUCCCAUGGAAUUUGGAUUCCGUUUGCUUCUUGGAGUAAUGUGUGCUUUAAUAAUUGCUCUUGCUGAAAUUUACUUCCUUGCCAAAAAGUUGAAUGAAGAAUUAAAUGUACCAGAAACAGUUCAGCUUGGAGGCCCAACAAAGUUUGCUGAAGAACCAACUUGUCAUGGACAUAAAAUAAGUAAAUUUGACAAAGAGCAUAUGGAUUAAUUAACUAAUAUGAAAGUUUCUAAGAGUUCUUUAUUUUCUUUUUGUUAUAAUGUAUUAAGUACUUAGUUUUUAUAGUUAUACAUAAAUAUAAUUAUAUAGCCUUGUAUAAUUUAGAAAUUUAAUUUGUAUAUGGCGCAGUCAGUAGAGGCUUUACGGUGAUAAUUUGAUAUGCAGCGCAAGCAGGCACACAUACUUUUAAUAAUAUUCUCAGUUCUGCUGACUGUACCCCAAUAUUAUAAUUAUGUGUAUAUGGGAAUAAAAUUAUCGCACAUAA